GCAACAGGUUAAUUGCAUAAUAAUCUGCAAGUUAGUGAUAGAUUAACUAUUCGAAUUUCGUAUCAACUCUCGAUUAUCAGUUUCAAUCUCCCUUCUCAUGCGCCUCAUUCAAGGUAGAUCGAGUCUGCGCUCUGCCAUUGCCGUCCGAGACUAUGCGACUAGCUCACCAAAGGGUCGGCUAGGCGCAGCUCUGAGUUUGGACCAUUUCCUCUUACGUUCACGCGCCCUAUCCCUCUAUCGUAGUAUAAUCCGCGGUACGAGGCAAAUUGGUGACCCGACUACUCGCGCCGAGACACGCAAUUUUGCACGCGGAGAGUUCGAGCGGCAUCGCAAUGUCACGGAUAUAAAUCAUAUACGCUAUCUCUUAUCGACCGGCAAGACGGAAUGGGAGGGCAUGGAGAGGUAUAUUGGGGGCAUGUAACGUCAUAAUACAUAUGUGUGUUUAUGGCAGCCUUCCUGUUAUAUAGACACCAAAGGUCAUGGCUGGCGUUGACCAUCCUAGGUUCCGAUCCGGCGCCGGCUUUAUAACGGUAUACUCCCUAGUCCAUCUAGUACAUUGUAUCGUACAUACCGCGAGUCGCCAAUAAUAAGCGCAAAAUUCAGAACACCCCGAAGUAAUACCUUUAUCGGCCCAUUUA
This is a messenger RNA of Daldinia loculata, 638 nucleotides long. RefSeq lists its product as uncharacterized. Gene Ontology annotation, cellular component: mitochondrion. Lineage: Eukaryota; Fungi; Ascomycota; Sordariomycetes; Xylariales; Hypoxylaceae. Bases 98 to 421 code for a protein of 107 amino acids. The record is from RefSeq and is a predicted model, not a curated record. The transcript is spliced from 2 exons.